Carcharodon carcharias (great white shark) is the source of this 1489-nucleotide messenger RNA. Its product is annotated as androgen-dependent TFPI-regulating protein-like. Bases 15 to 686 code for a protein of 223 amino acids. The record is from RefSeq and is a predicted model, not a curated record. Gene Ontology annotation, cellular component: membrane; endomembrane system. The transcript has 6 exons. NCBI's taxonomy places the organism in Eukaryota, Metazoa, Chordata, Chondrichthyes, Lamniformes, Lamnidae.
CCUUAGGAACAAACAUGGUUUCAAAAACAGUGUCUGCGGUGUAUCACAUCACCACUUUUAUGUGGUAUCUUUUUCUCAUUUAUUUGCUUCUUAGCACUCAGUCCGACCACCCGCUUACAGGAGUGUUCUUAUACGCUGGUCAGUGGAAGUAUCUCACAUUCCUAAAUUUAUUUCUGCAGACUGUUCUCAAUGGGCUGUGUAUCUUGGCAGAUAUACUGGGACCUGUCAUAUGGAUUCUGUCACUGAGAGAUCUCUUUUUCUCAGUCCUGGCUUUCCCUGUUGGGACUUUCGUUGUCACAUCCUUUUGGCUUUUGUUCACGUAUGACAGAGCUUUGGUAUACCCUGAAGACCUUGAUGAAUUCAUUCCUUUAUGGCUGAACCAUGCUGUGCACACUGUGGUAUUGCCACUGAUCUUGUUGGAGCUGUUCAAUACGUCACACCAAUACCCAAAACGAAGAACCGGGCUUCUCCUCCUAGGAUUUGUCUCCAUUUCCUAUCUACUAUGGGUUCUCUGGAUUUACUAUGCAGCUGGAGCCUGGGUCUAUCCCCUGUUGGGCCUAUUUAAUCGACUAGGCCUGGUGUUAUUUUUCGCAGUGAGUCUUCUGUUGGUGAUGUCCUUGUACCUUCUGGGGGAGAAGCUCACCUUGUUGGCCUGGGGUUUAACUGAAAAAGCAAAGAACACAUAAAUGAGAUGCAAGCUUGUCAACCUGUUGAGGAAUUUGGUCACCUUAUACACCUUGGAGCACCCUGCUACACCCUGUCUGCAGCUGUAUCCCAUACAAGCCUUCGUAUACAAAACAAGUCUUUUCUAUCUUGACAGUUGUGUCACUGUUUGUAUUCAUUCACUCAACAUACUCUAAACUCUCUCAGAACCUAAGAUCCAGAGAUGGAUAAACUUUGAAGCAAGCACUCAGAGUCAACUGGCAACAUCGCCAUCCAAAAAAUAUACUUGAGUCAAAAAUUCCAAUGUUCGGGAAGGGUGGAAAUCAGGGAGCUGGAAUUUAAGACAAAAACUGAUGAAAAUUAUUUACGCUAGGUCUGUUACCAUUUUUUAGCAGGUACAGCUGGUCUUCUGCUAGAGACAAAAUGGGAGACUCAGAAGCCCCUUUUGGAAUUUCAAGGCUGAUGUGUUUAAUCAUGUAAUAUAUGGUGUAGUGUGUAACAGGGUAGGUGAGCAAAUACAGUUUGUGCUAUAAUGGAAAUGGUCUGGUAAGGUAAUUUUUACAUGGAAUAGAGAAAAGCGUGGUCCUCCAUUGUGUAUAAAGCAUCAGGUCGAAUUAUGUAUUACAUUACUCAAUUCGCUCAAUGAAUCAAUCAUUUACAAUUGACAGUCGUUAAAAAGAAAUUCGCGCAAGAGAAUAUCAGAGCAGUGUGAACAAUUAUUUUUAGUGAAUACUGAAAUUGCACACACGCUAACUAACCUGUUAAAAGAAUAUUUUGUCUUUCUUUGUAAAUUAUGCUGUAAUCAAAUAAAAUGGGUAGAAGUAAA